This is a messenger RNA of Diceros bicornis minor, 836 nucleotides long. RefSeq names its product granzyme B-like. The coding region runs from base 37 to 780 and encodes 247 amino acids. The record is from RefSeq and is a predicted model, not a curated record. NCBI's taxonomy places the organism in Eukaryota, Metazoa, Chordata, Mammalia, Perissodactyla, Rhinocerotidae. Gene Ontology annotation, biological process: proteolysis. Gene Ontology annotation, cellular component: intracellular membrane-bounded organelle; cytoplasm. Gene Ontology annotation, molecular function: serine-type endopeptidase activity. The transcript has 5 exons.
ACCAGCAGCAUCGGCCUGGGCAGCCUUCCUGGAAAGAUGCAGCCUCUUGUGCUCCUGCUGGCCUUUUUACUGCCCCCCAGGGCAGAGGCAGGGAAGAUCAUCGGGGGACAUGAGGCCAAGCCCCACUCCCGCCCCUACAUGGUGUUUGUUCAGAUACUGGUGAAGGAGACAAUGAAGAUGUGUGGUGGUGCCCUCGUGCGAGAGGACUUUGUUCUGACAGCUGCUCACUGCUGGGGAAGCUCAAUCAGUGUCACCCUGGGGGCCCACAAUAUCCAAAAGCGGGAGAGGACCCAGCAGGUCAUCCCCGUGAGAAGAGCCAUCCCCCACCCAGACUUUAAUCAUAACAACAUGUCCAACGACAUCAUGUUACUAGAGCUGGCAAGAAAGGCCAAGCAGACUGUAGCUGUGAGGCCCCUUAGCCUGCCCUGGAGCAAGGCCCAGGUGAGGCCCGGACAGGUGUGCAGUGUGGCCGGCUGGGGGAGUGUCACCCCAAUAGGCCCAACCUCAGACACUCUGCAGGAGGUGGAGCUGACCGUGCAGGAGGACUGGGAAUGCGAGUCCCGCUACCCCGGCGUUUACAGCGGGGCCACCCAGAUUUGUGUAGGAGACCCGAAGGAACAGAAAUCUUCCUUUAAGGGGGACUCCGGGAGUCCUCUCAUAUGUAAGAACGUGAUCCAGGGCAUUGUCUCCUACGGACGAACUGACAGGACACCUCCAGCGGCCUACACCAAAGUCUCGAGUUUCCUGCCCUGGAUAAAGAAAACCAUGAAAAGCCUCUAACUGCAGGAACCAGACCAUCUUCUCUGGAGCUCAUCCAGAAUCACACCAGCAACUAA